AAGUAAAGAGGAGCUCAAUUCGAAUCUUUCUAUUAGGACACACGGAAGGAAGUAGCAGCGAAAUUUUAUAGGACUCUCCCCGCCUGAGCUUCCCGGGACACGAUUCGUCACCCGCCGCCGAAACUUCAAUCAGAUUCUUCUUCUUCUUCUUCUCAAGGUCCAACAGGUCAAUUGGCUUGAGAGCCACUGUUAUUUGAUUUGUGCAGUUUGAAUCGGAAAGAGUGAAAGACGGUUUUUGUGUAGUGAAUUUUAGUUCAAUUUAUGGAACAAAGAUGAACGCACGCCCUGCGUUUUUCAUUCAACGAUCAAGUGAAGCACAACAUAGUAAUAUGGGUGUCUCGGGAGCUAUGUCUACGCCUCUACCAAUUCUACCUUCAAUAGAAGAGAAAUUUUCAAAGCUGCCAGGUCCUACUUCAUCUUCUUCUGGAUCGCAAAAAGACCUUCACGUUUCUCCCCAAGAAAACAAAUCUCGUAAUUAUCCAUUCAUUUCGAAUUCGUCUAUAGACGGGCCAUCUUUGGCCUCUUCGCAUUCAGGUAUACAGUCUAGCGGGCUGGACAGUUUUCCCGUGUGCAACGGUAUUGAUUCCUGGAGUAAAGAGGAAUGCCGUGAUUUUGUUGAUUAUACAACGAGCAUUCCAGCUCAAAAUGGCCAGGUAGAAACGCUUGCGGGUGUCAUGUCAUCUGAUGACCACGCUAGAAGAACUGAUUGGCAAGAAUGGGCCGAUCAGCUAAUUAACGAUGAUGACACUCUGGCGGGUACCAGUUGGAACGAUAUUCUUAUUGAUGUUGAUGUCCCAGAUCCCGAACCCAAGCUGUUGUUACCAUCGCCCGAUGUUCCUGUUCUCCAACCUCAAACGCUUCAGCAAACUCCCACGCUUUCCGAACAGAAUUUUGCGGUUGCCAGUCCUUCAUCCGCUGCUGCUCUGACCAAACCACGAAUGCGUUGGACACCAGAACUUCAUGAAGUUUUCGUGGAAGCUGUGAAUAAACUUGGCGGUAGUGAAAGGGCAACACCGAAGGGAGUACUGAAGCUCAUGAAUGUUGAAGGGCUGACCAUAUAUCACGUGAAAAGCCACUUGCAGAAAUAUAGGACAGCCAGAUACAAACCAGAGCCCCCUUCAGAAGAAACCUCAGAAACGAAGCCAGCUAGUGUUCCCGAGGCUGCAUCUCUAGACAUGAAAACGACGAUGGGCAUUACGGAAGCACUACGGCUGCAGAUGGAGGUCCAGAAGCAGCUUCACGAGCAACUCGAGAUACAAAGAAAAUUGCAAUUGCGGAUUGAAGAACAAGGGAAGUACCUUCAAAUGAUGUUCGAGAAAACGAGGAACAUGGGGAAAGAACUAAAGGCAUCGUCGCCUGCAUCUGAUGAACCCCCUCCUCUCUCCCCUCCAAACGACAAUCAAGAACUCCCAGACCGGGAUAACAACGCCAAUUCUGAACUGGGUUCAAGUAACAAGAGACCUGAACCGAGCUCACAAGAAAGAAACUCAGCCGGGAAAGACUUCGACUCCCCACCACGAAAGCAUGCAAAAGUCGAUGACACAACAGCACCUCAGUAAGUUCCUGUAACAUUUGACUAUGUAUGUAGCAUGAUGUCUUAAACAAAGAAUGUCUUUUACGCGAACUGGGUUUUAUGACAUUAUUAUCGAAUCUGUGAUUUAUGUACAUUGGUGUUUCUGCACCUGUAGUUACUAGUUAGAGACUUAGAGCUAUGCUCAGUGUUUAUGGGAAUCACCAUUCUUGAAUCCUUGAAAUAA
Messenger RNA from Ipomoea nil (Japanese morning glory), 1757 nucleotides. RefSeq names its product protein PHOSPHATE STARVATION RESPONSE 1-like. The record is from RefSeq and is a predicted model, not a curated record. The transcript is spliced from 8 exons. Bases 273 to 1559 code for a protein of 428 amino acids. NCBI's taxonomy places the organism in Eukaryota, Viridiplantae, Streptophyta, Magnoliopsida, Solanales, Convolvulaceae. Gene Ontology annotation, molecular function: DNA-binding transcription factor activity; DNA binding.